AAUUUGCGCAAACCGCGGGAAUCGAAGUGGAAAAUGGCGUCGAACCUCAGCAAAGUUGCUGGAAUGGGUUCGUGUAUUAACGGUCACGUUGUUCAAAACGAUAGCGCGAUGUCGGAAGCACAAAUGGGACAAGAGAGAGUAGCCAUUCUAGAUGCUGGGGCGCAAUAUGGAAAGAUCAUAGAUCGCAGGGUCCGUGAACUAUGCGUGGAGUCAGAGAUGCUCCCCUUGGACACAUCUAUAUACACUAUAAGAGAAAAAGGUUUUAGGGCUAUUAUCAUCUCUGGAGGUCCAAAUAGUGUUUAUGCUGAGGAUGCUCCUAAAUACGAUCCAGCUAUAUUUACCAUUGGAAUUCCUGUCUUAGGGAUUUGUUACGGAAUGCAGAUGUUGAACAAAGAGUUUGGUGGGACUGUGAUGAAGAAAGAUAUCAGGGAAGACGGACAAUUUAACAUCAAUGUAGAAACAUCCUCAGCACUUUUCAGAGGACUACAGUCAGAGCAAGAAGUUCUGUUGACGCAUGGAGAUUCAAUCGACCGUGUUGCAAGUAGCUUGAAAGUAAUUGCUAAGUCUGGUGACAUUGUUGCAGGUGUCGAGGAUGAGUCACGAAAGUUGUAUGGGGUCCAGUUUCAUCCAGAAGUUGAUCUCACAGAAAAUGGUGUUGUCAUGUUAAGAAAUUUCCUUUACGGGGUUGCGGGAUGUUGUGGAACAUACACUGUGAUAAGUCGAGUAGACACCUGUAUUCAGCAAAUCAAGAAGAGUGUUGGUAACAUGAAUGUUUUGGCAUUGGUGAGUGGAGGGGUAGAUUCAACAGUCUGUGCAGCUCUGCUUCACAAGGCCCUUCGCCCUGAGCAAGUUGUGGCAGUACAUAUUGACAAUGGAUUUAUGAGGAAGAAUGAGAGUCAGGAAGUAGAGGAAUCUCUUAAACGAUUAGGGCUUAGAUUGAAAGUUGUAAAUGCUGCAUUACGGUUUUAUAACAGCACAACUGUAAUAUCUGGUAAAAAAGACCAAUCGCCUGUUAAAAAACAGGUAACAAAAACCUUGAAUGUGACAACUGACCCCGAGGAAAAGAGGAGAAUCAUAGGAGACACAUUCAUCAAGGUUGCCAAUGAAGUAUGCAAGGAGUUAAACCUUGAUGAGACCAAUACGUACUUAGCACAAGGUACUCUUCGACCUGACCUUAUUGAAAGUGCUUCAUCACUGGCCAGUAACAAGGCAGAUGCCAUCAAAACUCACCAUAAUGAUACAGACUUUGUUAGAAGUUUGCGCGCACAGGGAAGAGUCAUUGAGCCCCUGGUAGAUUUUCACAAAGAUGAAGUCAGAGCACUUGGAAGGGAGUUGGGUUUACCAGCAGACAUUGUUCAAAGACAUCCUUUCCCUGGCCCUGGUCUGGCUAUUCGUAUCAUAUGCGGUGAUGAACCUUAUCAGGGGAGCGACUUUGCGGAAACAAAUAUCAUCCUGGGACAGAUUGUAGACUUUGUUACUGCUAUUAAGAAGCCCCAUUCGCUCUUCAGUCGGGUGAAACUGAGUACAUCAGAAGACGACAGAGAGACCCUUUUGCAGAUAACAUCAAAAUACAAAAUUGGUGCCACCCUGCUGCCAAUAAAAUCGGUUGGUGUCCAGGGAGACGGGCGGACCUACAGCUAUGUGGUGGCGUUAUCGAGCAACGACUCACCCGACUGGAAAUCACUGAUGUUCCUCGCUAAACUAAUCCCCAAAGUUUGUCAUAAUAUCAACAGAGUUUGUUACACGUUCGGCAAGAGAAUCAAGUUCCAGAUUCAAGACAUCACCCCCACAUUCUUGUCACCAGGUGUAAUAAGCACUUUAAAACAAGCAGACCACGUGGCAUAUUCUGUCAUUCAAAAACAUGGUAUUGCAGACAAAAUAAGCCAAAUGCCGAUUGUUUUGAUACCAGUCCACUUCGACCGCGAUCCUAUCGACCACAUUCCAUCUUGUCAGCGGUCUGUUGUGAUCAGAACGUUUAUCACAAGUGACUUUAUGACAGGAGUGCCCGCUACACCUGGGAAGCAAAUUCCUAUCGAGGUUUUGAAUGAAAUGGUGGCAUCUUUGAAAGAAGUACAAGGAAUUUCACGAGUUCUCUAUGAUUUGACUUCCAAGCCUCCAGGAACGACAGAGUGGGAAUAGAAUAGAGGUUUAUUCUUUGCUCAGGAUAGUGAGAUUUUAAUUCUCUUUAUUUAAUAUCGAGAUUAAAACCCUUAACAUUCAAAGAAGUGUCGCUAGAGUGUAAUUGGCCAGACGACAGGUACAGUCAAAAUUGUUCUUUUUUCUUAAAAAAAUGAUUUCGAAUUGUUAAAUGUUAACUUAUUUCCAAAAUUUUCUUUCAUUCAUUUAUUUCUAAAAAUGGAAAAUUCUAUUAUUUUCAAUAACUCUUUUUUCUUUUUUACAAAUCUAAAACGAUUGUCGUAGGUAUCAAAAUUGACUUCAGAAGGUAACUUCCGCCUAAUAUAUAUGAGGGACCUUAAGCAGUCAGGACGGCAACGCCAAGGAAGAUUUCGAUUAAAAAA
Pocillopora damicornis (cauliflower coral) is the source of this 2519-nucleotide messenger RNA. Its product is annotated as GMP synthase [glutamine-hydrolyzing]. The record is from RefSeq and is a predicted model, not a curated record. Gene Ontology annotation, cellular component: cytosol. Gene Ontology annotation, biological process: GMP biosynthetic process. NCBI's taxonomy places the organism in Eukaryota, Metazoa, Cnidaria, Anthozoa, Scleractinia, Pocilloporidae. Gene Ontology annotation, molecular function: GMP synthase activity; GMP synthase (glutamine-hydrolyzing) activity; ATP binding.